Molecule: messenger RNA, 2985 nt
Organism: Stegostoma tigrinum
Lineage: Eukaryota; Metazoa; Chordata; Chondrichthyes; Orectolobiformes; Stegostomatidae
Exons: 12
Coding region: 332-1567 (411 amino acids)
Cellular component (GO): membrane
Source: RefSeq, a predicted model, not a curated record
UGUAAACAGUGGGACUCCGAGGCUGUUCCUGGUCGAAUGGAGUGAGCAAAAGGGAUUGAUCUGUCCCUGGACAGUACACUGCUUCUGGGCUCAGGCCUGGGAGGGUCGGCAGCUGAGGAUUUCAGCAGCACAUUACUGUUUGUCUUAAGAAAGGGGGGAAUAUCUUUUUCCACACACACACACACACACACACACACACACACAUAUACACACACACACACACACACAGUGCUGGAAAUGUUUGCAGUUUGGUUCUCAGGAACAGUAUACCACACCGAGAGCUGAGGAACGCAGUGUUGGAACUGCAUCGUUAAAUCUCACUGGCUCUGUCAUGGCCGCAGCAGCUACUACUUCAGGUUUGGCUGAGAGCUCCCACUUGUCUGAUGCCAGCUCUGCCCAAGGCACGACGCCAGACCCCAUCAAGAGGUUUCGGAGCAGUGAGCCAAAAGCAGUCGGUGUUGUGUUGUUGAUGUUGGGGUUAAUAAUCUUCACACUUGAAGUCAGGCACAUCAAUGGUGUACCUUCAAGCGUCAUCCAGACUGGGGCAUCCUUUAUCAUUGCUGUGUUGUUUGUCGUCACAGGCAGCAUCACGUACAUCGGUGACGAGAAGCCACACCAAGUACUUCUGAGAGCAUGCCUAGCCUGUGCAGUCCUCAGUGUUCUCGUCUCCACGAUCGAAUUGAUCCUCUACCUGGUGGACCUCAGCAAAUACAGGACAUUGCCGUUCAACUGCCUGGUGGAGGAGGACUUCAGUCGAUGCUACCACCUCCAGAGCAAACAGAAAAUGCUGUACGUCUAUGUCCCCAUCUUUUACCUGCUGACACUGGGUGGGACGGUGCUGUGUAUCAUCGUCUCCAUCAGCGUCUAUGAGGUCCUUCGCUCCUGGAAACCAGGAAUGGGCCAGUUGCUGCGAUUGUCACCCCCCCUUGACGUGGAAGGAGCUACUUUAAUAUCCCCGGAGCCAGAGCAUGUCCCUACGGAACACCCUGAGCCAACCCCAACUCGCGGAACCAGGGAUCCGAGGAAAUCCACAUCUAGGGCAGGCAAGAGGCCCCCAAUGGUCCAGAAGUUUCUGGAAGGGAAGCCCAAAAUUUUAGGGGUAAUACACCUCAUCCUCGGGCUGACCAUCCCAUUGUUACUGCUCGGAUCGAUCUCAGACAAUCCCUGGGAAAUUCUGAAGGUUGGCUUUAACGCCUGGCUCACCGUUCAAUGCAUCAUCACGGGGGUGGUGUCCAUAGCGGCUGAAGACAGGCCCACCGUCAACAUGAUCCGAGCCUGUCUGGCCCUGAACAUCAUUAGUGCCCUGACCACAGCUUUCAACGCCUUUCUUCUGCUGGGCCAUUCCUCAGACAUUGUGUUCUGCCUCUACAAUGAGUGUGAGGAUGCACUAGAAUAUGUCAUGGCAGCUUUCCCACUGCUAUUCAACUUGUUGGAACUCGUCAUCUCUGUCGUGGUCGCAACCUACGCCCGCAAGUCCCUGCGUUCAGUACCACUGAGCAAGGCGGCCGUGGUUUUAAAUGCACCUUUGGCGCAAUGGUCUGCAGCCACACCUGUGGGACCCCAGUGAGGAUUUUGUGCACUGUUCCACUUGUGAUCAGCUCCGCUAACACGAUGGGACUGUCCGAUACCGGGGGUGGGGUGGGUGUUUGAAUGAAUGGACGGUCAACCAGUAUUCCGCACUCAGGCCAGAUUGCCUUGUCACCUGGGAGCGGACGCUUCCUGCCCUCCCUGUCCCCUCAAUCGCUUCUGCCUCUCUCUUCGGCCUCUCCUCGUGGCUUAACCACACCACCCCCCUCCCCACCCACUACCGUUUCUUCUGGUCAGUCUACAAGCCAUUCACUCUAGAGCCAGGAGAAGUGCCUUCGUACCACCACCUCCCCCCACCCCCACCCCCAGCCCCGGCCCAGAGAAGCCUGCAUUUGCGUGACAAAGCCACGAUUGAGCAGUCGGACCAAACAUGGUCAUGGACCCAGGAAGGAAUCGCUGGGACCCUUGGCUCGACACGUCUUGGGGGGGGAGGGUGGUGUUGCAAGAGCUAGGAGCAGCAAGAGGCCAUUCAGCCUGCUCCACCAUUUAUGCUUGAUCUCUCCAUGACCUUUCAACCCUUCGCUAAUUUUAAAAAAUCUCUCCGUCCCCUCCUUAACUUUGCUCAGUGUCCCAACAUCCAGUACGCUCAGGGGGAGUGAAUAGCACAAACCAUGGAGGGAAGAAAUUCCUCCUUGUGCCUGCGUUUUCAAUACUGCUGUCCCUUAUCCUGUAACGAUGGCCUCUUGCUCUGUGUUGCCCCCACAUGAGGAAACGUCUUCUCUCCAGCCACUGCGUCAACCCCCUUUAGCAUCUUAAAGCCUCCUGUAUAUAAGACAGAGGUAGGUCAAUUCUCAAUUGUCAAAGGGGAUCACGGAGAAUGGGGUCGAGCAACUUAUCGGCCAUGACUGAACGGUGCAGCGGAUGGGCUGAAUGGCCCAAGUUCUGCUCCUACAUCUUACGGCCCUGUUAUUAUUUACCUCGAUUCCGUCUCCUCUGACUCGCCUCGACCUGCAGAGACCAAGGGGACAGCCUCUCUUCAGCAGGCAAACCUCUCACCUCUGACACCUCUGACACCUAACAGAGUGAUACCUCCCAAAGCCACAUCAUCCCUCCUCAAGCGAGGGGCCCAGGUUUGUACGCAGUACCCCAGGUGCAGUCUCACUAACACCCUACACGUUUGCCGCAACACGCUCUAACUUUUACGCUCUUAAUCCCAUAGCAACAAAUAUCAAAAUUGCAUUCAUCCUCCUUAAUACCUACAUAUGAGCUUUCUAUGCCUCAAUGGAAUUCCAGAGCUUAAGAUCAAGCAACUGAUAAUCCAUUACUAAACGCCAUUUGUACAAUAAUUUAGUCAACUUGAUGUACUCUCAUAAUAAUCUAAAACGAAACACUUUCAAAUGGUUGUAUAACCUUCUGGAGUGCAAUGUAAAAUGAAUUAAAUAUGUGUUAAGUCAAAAA